AUGCUCCCUCACCGCCAACCUAAAUCUGGCAGCCUGAUGCUCCCUUACCACCAUGCUAAAUCUGACAGACUGGCCCUCCCUCAUCGCCAAGCUAACUUUUACAGCCUGAUGCUCCCUCACCACCAAGCUAAGUCUGACAGCCUGAUGCUUUCUUACCGCCAAGCUAACUCUGACAGCCUGAUACUCCCUCAACACCAAGCUAAAUCCAGCAGCCUGAUACUCCCUCAACACCAAGCUAAAUCUGGCAGCCUGAUACUCCCUCACCACCAAGCUAACUUUGGCAGCCUGAUGCUCCCUCACCGCCAAGCUAAAUCUAACAGCCUGAUACUGCCUCACCACCAAGCUACCUUCGACAGCCUGAUGCUCCCUUACCGCCAACGUAACUCUGACAGCCUGAUGCUCCCUCACCACCAAGCUAACUCUGACAGCCUGAUGCUCCCUUACCACCAAGCUAAAUCUAACAGCCUGGUGCUCCCUCACCAUAAAGCUAAAUCUAACAGCCUGGUGCUCCCUCACCACCAACCUAACUCUGACAGCCUGAUACUCCCUCACCACCAAGCUAAAUCUAACAGCCUGAUGCUCCCUCACCACCAACGUAACUCUGACAGCCUGAUGCUCCCUCACCACCAAGCUAACUCUGACAGCCUGAUGCUCCCUUACCACCAACGUAACUUUGAUAGCCUGAUGCUCCCUCACCACCAACCUAACUCUGAUAGCCUGAUGCUCCCUCACCACCAAGCUAACUCUGACAGCCUGAUACUCCCUCACCACCAACGUAACUCUGACAGCCUGAUACUCCCUCACCACCAAGCUAAAUCUAACAGCCUGAUGCUCCCUCACCACCAAGCUACCUUCGACAGCCUGAUGCUCCCUCACCACCAAGCUACCUUCGACAGCCUGAUGCUCCCUCACCACCAACCCAACUUUGACAGCCUGAUACUCCCUCACCACCAAGCUAACUCUGACAGCCUGAUGCUCCCUCAACGCCAAGCUAAAUCUGACAGCCUGAUGCUCCUUCAACGCCAAGCUAAAUCUGACAGCCUGAUGCUCCCUCACCACCAAGCUAACUUUAACAGCCUGAUACUCCCUCACCACCAAGCUAACUCUGACAGCCUGAUGCUCCCUUACCACCAAGCUAACUCUGACAGCCUGAUGCUCCCUCACCACCAACGUAACUCUGACAGCCUGAUGCUCCCUCACCACCAAGCUAACUCUGACAGCCUGAUGCUCCCUCACCACCAAGCUAACUCUGACAGCCUGAUACUCCCUCACCACCAACGUAACUCUGACAGCCUGAUGCUCCCUUACCGCUAA
Molecule: messenger RNA, 1314 nt
Organism: Pecten maximus
Lineage: Eukaryota; Metazoa; Mollusca; Bivalvia; Pectinida; Pectinidae
Exons: 1
Coding region: 1-1314 (437 amino acids)
Source: RefSeq, a predicted model, not a curated record